Molecule: messenger RNA, 1447 nt
Organism: Ectocarpus sp. CCAP 1310/34
Lineage: Eukaryota; Phaeophyceae; Ectocarpales; Ectocarpaceae
Source: the annotation of a GenBank genome assembly
GGGGGGGGGGGGGGGGUUGCGGGAGUCUAGGCCGCUGCUGGUGCCCUUCAUGGACUUGUUGAACUUCAACUUUGUUCAGGGGAACGUCCAGGUGGUCGCGGCUUGGCCGAGCGAUCGCGGUGACGGCGGCGACAGCCGGGAGGGGGUCUUGGUAGAGUUCGACGAGGAAGAGUGGGAGUACGAGAGGCCGGAAGAGCCAGAGGUCUGGCUGGUCGCCACUCGCCGCGUGGCUGCCGGCGGCAGCUUGGAGGUGAAGGAGGACUACAGCAACGAGCGGCGGCUAUGCAACUACGGGUUCGUGGACAUCAACCGACGAAGAGAGCGCAACCACUUUAGGUUCGAGAAGAAGAUCUUGAGAGCCGCUCGCAUCCACGCCGGCAUCCUAGACGAGCAGUUCGGGUCGAAGUUCGAGCAAGACGGCUUGGAGCCGUGGCAGCAGCGGGCCCUGAUCGAGCUUAAGCUAGACGGACCGGAGCAGGACCUUACGGUCUACUUGGGGGGGGACUCAACGAACGGGAGGUUGCCGGUGGACGGGCGUCUGCUGGCAGCUUUGCGGGUGAUGUUCACGCGCAGCAGGAAGGAGAUGGAGGGGAAGACCGUGAGCGAGCUCAGCAGGUACAAGACGGGGAAGCUUUCCGACUACGUUGAGCGGCGUGUGCUGGCGACGGUGCUGGGUCUGGUGAGCGUCUACGGGCAGCGGUGGCCCAGCACGCAAGAGCAAGACGAGGAGAUUCUCUAUGGACGGCAAGUGCCCCCCAGCCACCGAGAGAAGCUGAGCCUACCGCCGCCAUGGCAAGACAGGGUCCUGCCGGAGGUGCCUGUGGGCCACCUUGAGACCCGGGAGGUGGCCUGGGCAAACGCUUUGCAAGCAAGGGGGUCGGAGGCGAAGGAGGGGUGCGGGGAGAAGAAGGUUCGCGACGACGGCAAUGAGGGUGAGGACCAAGGCAAGGAGAAAAACGGGAUGGUCGGGGCACAAGACGUCGAGGAGGACAAGGACGAGCAGGAGGGUGAAGAUGGAGGCGAUGAUGAUGACGUUCUGCGCGUAAAUCCGGAGCUGAGCUGGGAAAUGUCUCAGGCGGUUGCGUUCCGCUACGCGAAGAAGAGAACGCUCAGCGACGUGUCGCUCAUCGCGACGGCCGAGCUUAGAGAUAUGGGGCUCGUGGAGGGGAUGCUGGAGAACGCCAAAAUCGACGUCCGUUCCUUCGCUAAGGGAGGACUAGAAGGACGUUACCCCGUUGUGGACGAUGACGAGCUGCCUCUCGAAGAGUAACAAAAGAGGCAGCGUGGCGCUUGUUGAAGGUCCUGCGCCCUUUGCUGGCGACACAGCGCACCGUGGUUCGAGAAAUUGGCUGGUGUGCUCGAUGGGAUAGAUACGUUCAAUCAAAACCCCGCCAGCGCGCACGAUGAAAAGCAUGAAAGACAGAGAGAGGGCCUUUGCCAGCAUGUU